AAUGUGACAUUUGACUGUCAAAAAUAUUAUUCGCUCAACGAUAGCGUUUGCGAGAGUUAGCUUUGCCGUGUGUACACAAAUCGUUUUUCCGAUUAAACUAAUUAUGUCUUCAAAAUCCAAAAAAGAUGACAAAAAUUCAAAAGAAACAGAAGAAGUGAAGAUAAAUAAAUGGGAUGGGUCGGCGGUCAAGCAUGCUAUUGAUGAUGCCGUAAAAAGUGCUCUACUCGAUCGACCGAAUUGUGCCGAAAGCUUUGCAUUGGUCGACGGUCGUUUAGUUAUAUGCGGCUUAGCUGUUGGAAUUGCAUUGGUGGCCUUAGCCUGGGAUCACUUGCAUCCGUUCCCUGAAUCUAGAACUGUUCUAAUCGCCUGCGUUGGUUCAUAUUUCGUACUGAUGGGAAUACUCACAUUGUACACAACGUUCAAAGAGAAGGGAAUCUUCGCUGUGGCAUACCAAAAAGACGGUUCGGUGACGAAGACGUGGCAGGCCAGUUCCGAGAUGAAAAAGUAUGACGACCAAUACACGCUCAUACUGACACUCAAAGAUAACAAGGGAAUUCGGGCUGCUUCAAUAACCAAAUCGUGUGCGAGUUACAUCGACAACAAUGGGGUGGUGUUGGAGAAUUUGAUUGCGAACGAGGUCGGUCGGCUGUACAAUUCAUUGAAUGCCGGCAAAAAGGAUAAAUAGAAUUGUGUUGAAUGUAAGCUCACCGGACUGGGAUCUAUAUGCAAUUGCUUGAGUGUUCUGUACGUUCGUACUUAUUCCAAUUAAAAAAAUUCAUUUUGAUUGUUCCAA
Molecule: messenger RNA, 793 nt
Organism: Bradysia coprophila
Lineage: Eukaryota; Metazoa; Arthropoda; Insecta; Diptera; Sciaridae
Gene: Spase25
Product: Signal peptidase complex subunit Spase25
Biological process (GO): protein targeting to ER
Cellular component (GO): membrane; signal peptidase complex
Source: RefSeq, a predicted model, not a curated record